Molecule: messenger RNA, 1586 nt
Organism: Glycine soja
Lineage: Eukaryota; Viridiplantae; Streptophyta; Magnoliopsida; Fabales; Fabaceae
Product: QWRF motif-containing protein 7-like
Exons: 5
Coding region: 4-1164 (386 amino acids)
Biological process (GO): spindle assembly; centrosome cycle
Cellular component (GO): cytoplasm; nuclear microtubule; centrosome
Molecular function (GO): microtubule binding
Source: RefSeq, a predicted model, not a curated record
UCAAUGGACAAAACUGCCUCCACUCUCUCCGGCCGCCACCACCCCACGGCGGUGCUGCCAUCACCGCGACUUGUCCGUAGCCGAAGCGGUAGUGGCCCCGCGGCCGCUAUAACCACCCCCGAGAGAAGUUCACAUAGGUUCAGCUCUAGUGAAAGAUUCACCAUCACCAGUGUCCAACGUUCAAAAUCAACAUCAAGAACAAGAGCAACCAACAAUGAAGGAAACAAUAUUAACCUAAAUUCCACUUUAACAACUUCCAUUUUGAGCAACCCAACCCACAAUAGGGUUCAUGAGAAGAAGGGUAGAGAUGAUGGCUAUGGCAAGCUCAUGCAACGUGGUGUUAGCCCUGAUAUUAAUAAUGUUGGAGCUUCAAAGAGGACCACAUCAACCAUUAAGUCGCCUUCGGCAUGGGCACUUUCACCGGGAAGGUGGUCACUCAACUCUUCAGUGUGGCCUCAACCCCCGGCGAAAGCAAAUGAUGGUGGUAAUAAUAACAGUAGUAGUAGUGUUGGUGGUCGCGUUAUUAAAGUCUUGAAGUACUUGAAGCAAAGGAAAGUGUCGUCAGUGCAAGAAGAAGAGUACUAUCGCUUUAGGAUUUUGCAUAAUAGACUUUUGCAGUUGAGAUUUAUCAAUGCUAGAGCUGAGGUUGUCAGGGCUAAUGUCAAGAAUAUAGCCGAGAUACAAUUGUUUUCUGUAUGGCUGAGAAUCCUCAUGUUGAGAAAGAUAACAAUACAAAAAAGUAUCGAAUUGAGAAAGAUCAAACAAGUGAUAAAGCUUUAUCAUAUUUUGGAUGGACAACUCUACCUUCUUACUGAAUGGGCACAAUUAGAGAGAAGAAAUCAAGAAUCCGUAGGAAGAUUGACAAGGAAGUUGACAGCAUUGUCCAACAUACUGCCUUUAACUCACACUGUUAAGGUAGACACGGAAUCCGUCUUUGAAGCACUGAAUACAGCUGUUCAAGUAAUGGAGAGUGUGGAACCAUUAAUCGCGAAAAACCAUGAGACCAAGCAGGUUGAAAGGAUUCUUUAUCAAAUUACAGAACUAACCACCACAUUAAAACAGGAAGAAGAGUACUUACAAGAACUUCUUGGGCUUGUUCCAGUUAUUUCUACUUUAUUGGAGAAUGAGAAAAGCAUUCGAGUGCAUCUUAUCCAAACAAGAUGAAGUCCAAUACCGUCAACUAAAUCUGUAGCGUUGCUCAAUGAUGUACUUGAAGAUCCCUUUGCACAUAUUCAAGGGUGGUCAAUAUAUUUUCUAACUACAAGAACUUGUUCGAUAGUGCUACAAUUUUGUGACUAAACGGGCAUGCACAUACACAACUCGUUAGAUGAAGUAUAUGAUGUUGACCUUUGACAAUAUUACUUUUGAAACAUUCCCUUCCGUUUUGAAAGAUUAAACUGAUGGAGAAAGGCAAAUGUUAUAUUUACAGGAAAAUUCUGGUCAACCUAAUUGUUAGGUUUUACUGAAAACCAAAUAGUUCACGUAGUGCCACUCAAUUUUCUUUUUUCCAGUGCUUAAUAAUAUAAUAUUUGGUGUAAACAGCCCUUUUAAGAAGCCUCGCGAUGACCAUUGUUUUCCUUUUCUUC